Molecule: messenger RNA, 1560 nt
Organism: Acanthamoeba castellanii str. Neff
Lineage: Eukaryota; Discosea; Longamoebia; Acanthamoebidae
Exons: 11
Source: RefSeq, a predicted model, not a curated record
CGCCACGCUUCCUCCUCCUCGGCCUCACCACACCCCACUGCCAUCGCGGCCUACACCUCCCCCACCGGGGAGGAGUUCGACGACAAGCGCGUGUCGCUCCCGCGCAGGGUCAAGCCCGGUGCCAAGACCGCGCUCCCCGACCCCUCCCCCGCCAGCCCACCCGCCGCCGCGGCGGAGAAGAAGCCAGCUGCGGCGGAUAGCGGCCUGCAGGAUCUGGAUGACCUGAUCGCGACGAUCGACCAGCGGCUGGGCUCCUCGCCGCCGGCCUCGGCCCCGCAAUCGGCGCACCAGUCGGCCGCUGCGCCCCUGCCGGCCAUCGACGCCCUCUCCCUGGCCGACUCUGAUGACCCGCUCGCCGCCCUCAUGUCCUUCGCCGGCGGAGUGCCCUCACCUUCGUCGCCGGCAGCCGCCGCCGCUCCCGUCUCCCGCCAGAGCGUCGCUCCCGCCUCCUCCUCCUCUUCUGCCCCGGCACCGCGGUUGUCCAGCUUCGCACCGGCCGCCGCCGCUUCGCCGGCCGCGUCGUCGCAGGCGCAAUUUGGGCGAGUGUCGACUUCGUCGGUCAACGAGGCGAUGCUGGACGACAUCCUCAAGCAGUUCGGGUCCCCCGCGCCAGCUGCUGCUGCGCCCCAGAGGGCUUCCAUCUCCUCCGCGGCUCCGCCUCAGCGACACAGUGAGGCCCAGGAGGAUGACCCCCUCGCAGCCCUCUUGGCCAUGGGCGGCGUGAAUGUCGACUUUGGCAGCCCUGCAGGAGGAAUACAGCCCCAGCGAGGCACGAUUGUGUCCGUGGGCGGCGGCUACAACGCUCCUCCGCCGGCCACGGCCCCAUCGUUCCCCCAAAUGAGCGGUUUCCCGCAGCAGCCCAUGCAAGCCACCUAUUCCGGCGGUAAGCACCCCAUCACCACCGGCUUCCUCGCAUUCCCAAUAGCGCUUCACCGCGAUAUAGGCGCGGGGCCGGCCAUCGCGACUGGUCCGGGCGGCUACUGGGGCAACACGACCGUCACCGCUGACCACUUCCCUGACCCCGACGAUGUCGACAACUUUUCCACGGAGUCGGUCUACAUUGACUCAGCGACGCAGCGCUAUACUCUUCCCCAGAACAAGUUGGAGCUCGAGCUGCGCCAUGAAAUGAUGAAUCUGAGGCGCAACCCGCGCUUCUACGCGCAGAUCCUGAUCAACGAGUUCCGCCCCUUCUAUCAGGGCACCGCCCUCCGUGUGCCGGGACAGCCCGGCAUGGCCACGCGCGAGGGAGCCGUGGCGUGCGACGACGCCAUUCGCUUCCUCUCGAGCGUGGCCCCCAUGCAGGACCCGAUCUUCCUCAACUUUGGCAUGUGCCUCGCCGCCAAGGAGGCCGUGGACGAGUGCUGCCCCACGGGAAGCUUCGAGUACCCCGACUCAGUGACGAAGAUGAUGAACUACGGGUACCUGGAGGACGAGGCCAAGGACCUGGUGGGCUACGGAGGCAAGAACGUGCGGCACAUGAUCUUGCUCGCCUUCAUCAUCUGCGACGGCGACCCCUCGCGCGAGCGCCGCCGCAUCAUCUUCGAUCCGCGCUGGCGGAUG